This is a messenger RNA of Drosophila sechellia, 2718 nucleotides long. It is a transcript of the gene Mcm10, whose product is annotated as minichromosome maintenance 10 homolog. The coding region runs from base 105 to 2426 and encodes 773 amino acids. Gene Ontology annotation, molecular function: DNA replication origin binding; single-stranded DNA binding. The transcript is spliced from 2 exons. Gene Ontology annotation, cellular component: nucleus; nuclear replication fork. NCBI's taxonomy places the organism in Eukaryota, Metazoa, Arthropoda, Insecta, Diptera, Drosophilidae. Gene Ontology annotation, biological process: DNA replication initiation; DNA replication. The record is from RefSeq and is a predicted model, not a curated record.
CGGUCACACUAAGCCCGCCAAAAGUGAUUUGUUAUUGCGCCCAUUUAGAAAACUAAGAAAAAAACAUACGAGAUCACGCAAAAAUCCAAAUCUAUCCAAAUGAAAUGGGUCCUGCACAGAAAUCUGGAACAGAUAUUAGUAUCGACGAUGAGGAGGAAAUACUGGCGCUGGAAAAACUACUGGGUGCAGCAGAAAACGAAAAUUCAAAAUCUGCAGAGUCAGUAAAAACAAAACCCGCCGCACCCAUUUUGGGGAACUCGGUGCCAAAACUACGAGAAGACAGCAGUUUUGCCUUCACCUUCGAAAAGAUCGUGAAACCCGAUAAGCAGGAGAAUGCUGCUAUCAGUAAGGAACCAGAGCUGGACUCGUCCGACGACGAGGAGGUAAAGAACUUCCUGGAACGCAAGUACAAUGAGUACGGCAAUGAUAUAAACAAGAGACUGAAGCACCAGCAGGAGGACGCCUACGAGUCCAAGGUGGCGAGGGAAGUGGAUGAAGAGCUUAAGAAGGCUACCUACGUCGUUACAUCCACCCCGCAACCCCUGAAAAAUCCGCAUAAUCCCAUUAAACGUCAAUCGGCGGUGAGCAGCACGUUUCAACGCCCUCCGCCAGUCGCUGCCGCCGUGGCAUCCAAAUCCCAGUCAAGUUCUCCCGUAUCUGCCGUUUUUACGGAUCCAGUCUUUGGACUGCGCAUAAUCAAUCCGCUAGUCUCCAGCUCACUGCUGCAGGAGCGCAUGACGGGCAGGAAACCUGUGCCUUUCUCAGGCGUUGCGUAUCACAUCGAGCGAGGCGAUUUGGCCAAAGAUUGGGUCAUUGCUGGCGCGCUGGUUUCCAAAAAUCCAGUAAAGAACACCAAGAAGGGUGAUCCCUACUCCACAUGGAAACUAUCCGAUCUACGGGGAGAGGUUAAAACGAUCUCUCUUUUCCUUUUUAAAGAGGCCCACAAAUCCCUGUGGAAAACAGCUGAGGGUCUGUGCUUGGCUGUCUUGAAUCCAACUAUUUUCGAGAGGAGAGCGGGAAGUUCAGAUGUGGCCUGCCUAUCCAUCGAUAGCUCCCAAAAAGUCAUGAUCCUGGGUCAGUCCAAGGAUUUGGGCACAUGUCGGGCCACCAAAAAAAAUGGGGACAAGUGCACUUCGGUGGUUAACCUAACCGACUGUGAUUAUUGCAUUUUUCAUGUGAAGCAGGAAUAUGGCAAGAUGUCCCGACGUUCUGAACUGCAAUCCGCGACCGCAGGUCGUGGUAUCAAUGAGCUAAGAAACAAGGUUUUGGGCAAGAACGAGAUAUUUUACGGCGGCCAAACAUUUACUGCAGUUCCCGCAAGAAAAAGUGCCAAGUUAAUCACCAAGGAACGUGAUCGUCUGAGUAUGCUGGCUGGCUAUGAUGUUUCCCCUUUCGCCCAUACCGCUAACCACACCUCAAAGCCCAAAACAGCCGAACCUACUAAAAUUCCAUAUGCAGAACGUGGGGGUCCUGUUUCCCGUUUGGCUGGUGGUGUGGAGGCGUCUAGGAAACAGAGAGUCCAAGAUCUAGAGCGGUUGCGUCUGCUUAAAGAGGAAAAUGAGCGCUUUGAAAAGAAAAAGCAGGCGGAGGGAAGUGAUAACAAGAAAGAAUCUGAAGCAGGCACGCUCGCUGUCAGCAUGCCCACUACACCUGUUCCAGAUAAAUUCAAAAAUCGCGGAUUCUCUUUCGAUGCCAGUUUAACGCCCAAGCUUUCCGGUAGCGAGAACUUUUCCUUUGAGAUCAAUGUAGGAUCUCGCCAGGCACAAAAUGCCAAGCUGAAAGCAGCCGCCCUGCUGAAGAAGAAGCCACUGGAGAAGAUCAACCCCAACUCCACACGAGGUAGUGAAAGUGGAAAGAGAAGAGCCAUCGAUGAACUUAACGAGAAGUUCUCUAGCAGCGCCAAGCGACAAAAAAUUGAAGAGGACGAUCGAGAGUUAAUGCGCAAAUCAAGAAUCGAGAAAAUAAUGGCAGCCACCUCAUCGCAUACGAAUCUCGUAGAGAUGCGAGAGCGCGAAGCGCAGGAAGAGUACUUUAACAAGCUUGAACGCAAGGAAGCGAUGGAAGAGAAGAUGCUGGCCACUUACAAGAUGCCAUGCAAGGCCGUCAUCUGCCAGGUGUGCAAGUACACAGCCUUCUCCGCCUCCGAUCGCUGCAAGGAGCAGAAGCACCCCUUAAAGGUGGUCGAUGCUGAAAAGCGAUUCUUUCAGUGCAAAGACUGCGGAAAUCGAACAACCACCGUAUUCAAGUUGCCCAAACAGAGCUGUAAGAAUUGCAAGGGGUCGCGAUGGCAAAGGACGGCCAUGAUACGGGAGAAAAAUAUGCUGACUGGUAGGGAAACUCUAUCAGUGAGAGGAGACGAGGAAACAUUUGUGGGCAGCCUAGCCGGCAGUGCUAAUCUCAACUUGCUGGUACCCGAUGAAGAGUGAUGCCGGAAUUUUUCGCUAUCUGUUAUAUUUGGUUUAUUUUGUUUUAUAUUAUUUCAAUUUAUUUUUAAAAGUUAAUUUAAACAUAUGCAGUAGAUGCAAGUAUUUACAGUCCUCUUGUUAGUCGCUUUUUGGCUCAUAAAAAAGAUUAGUCCUCGUUAAAUAAGUACAUUGGUUCGAAUACCUAAAUAUCUAGACUGCCUGCAAGAUUGUUUAAGAUGUACCAGAUAUAAUAAUGCAGGUUAUCUAUGAUUGUUUAGCUUAUUGCGUGAAUAAAUUGAAACUUAUAUUAUGA